CUUUAUAUAGUGCCACCUUCCUCACUAGCUCCACACACUUAACAAUUGUUUCCUUCCAACUAUCGCUCUCUCUUAAACUUUCUUCCUCUCUCGCAAAAUGAAGCUUUCUUUGCGUUUGAUCUCAGCUGUUCUCCUCAUGUUUAUGAUAUUCGUCGCUUCAGGGAUGGGUCCAGUCACCGUGGAGGCACGCACGUGUGAGUCGAAGAGCCAUAAGUUCAGGGGUCCUUGUGUGAGCAGGCACAAUUGCGCAAAUGUGUGCCACAACGAAGGUUUUCAUGGAGGUAAAUGCCGUGGGUUCCGUCGUCGUUGCUACUGUACCAGACAUUGCUGAUCCAUCCAUCUCAAUCGAUUCUCAUAAAUCUUCAAUCCAUCGUCUCGUCUCUUCUCGUGUUUGUUUCUUUCUGUCUAAUAUUUCGUACAGUGCCAUGUUGCACUGUGUAUGUGUGUGUGUUUAAUGUGUUCUCGAAUAAGUCUUUGGUUUGUGUGUUUUUCGUUUUAUUGUAAUGUUAAAUUCUAAUGUUUAUUUUAAAGAAAAUCAAGAAGCGUCUACAGAGUUACCUAA
Raphanus sativus (radish) is the source of this 562-nucleotide messenger RNA. Its product is annotated as defensin-like protein 1. The record is from RefSeq and is a predicted model, not a curated record. NCBI's taxonomy places the organism in Eukaryota, Viridiplantae, Streptophyta, Magnoliopsida, Brassicales, Brassicaceae. Gene Ontology annotation, biological process: defense response. The transcript is spliced from 2 exons. Bases 98 to 331 code for a protein of 77 amino acids.